AUGUCUGACCAAAAAGAUCCUGUGCUCGAGAAGAUCGAGAAUACCAAAGCUGUCUACAGGCGCCUCGGCAAGAGCGGACUACGAGUUUCUGUGCCCAUUUUGGGUGCCAUGUCGUUUGGAGACCCAGCAUGGCAGCCAUGGGUCCUGGAUGAAGAAGCAUCACUGCCACUUCUCAAGGCUGCUUAUGACAAGGGCAUACACACGUGGGACACAGCGAAUAUCUAUAGCAACGGCGCCAGUGAAACGAUCAUCGGAAAAGCUAUCAAAAAGUAUCAGAUCCCAAGAGAGAAGAUCGUCAUCUUGAGCAAGUGUUUUGCCUAUGUUGGAGAAGAACCUGGAAUUAAAACCAUGACAUACGGCCAAAAGAUCUCAGAAUCGCCUGACUACGUCAAUCAAGGAGGACUCUCGAGAACUGCCAUCUUCAACGCUGUCAACAAGUCACUCAAGCGUCUAGACCUGGAGUAUCUCGACUUGCUCCAGAUCCAUCGCUUCGACCCCAACACUCCUAUCGAGGAGACUAUGGAGGCCUUGCACGACCUGGUCCGCUCUGGCAAAGUUCGUUAUAUUGGCGCAAGCUCAAUGUGGACAUACCAGUUCUGCAUGAUGCAGGCUUGUGCCGACAAGAAUGGUUGGACCAAGUUUAUCAGCAUGCAAAACCAGUACAGCCUGCUGUAUCGUGAAGAAGAACGCGAGAUGAACAAGUAUUGCGAUGCGACUGGCGUUGGUCUCAUCCCUUGGGCUCCUCUUUGUCGUGGACAUCUCGCUCGCCCUGCAUCAGCGGCCGGAAGCACAACGAGAUCUUCCAAGGAGGCCGAGGGCUUGGCUGGAACCUCAGAAAUUGAUGUCAAGACGAUUGGGCGAGUACAAGAAAUUGCCGAGAAGAAGGGCUGGAAGAUGGCCCAUGUUGCGCUGGCUUGGAUCAACAAGCGUGUCUCUAGUCCCAUCAUCGGUUUCUCGAGCGUUGAACGUAUGGACGAGGCGCUGGGUGCCAAUGACAAGAGCCUUACGGACGAGGAAGAACAAUACCUUGAGGAGCUCUAUCAACCGAGAAAGAUUGUCGGUCAUUCUUAA
Aureobasidium melanogenum CBS 110374 is the source of this 1071-nucleotide messenger RNA. Its product is annotated as Aldo/keto reductase. Bases 1 to 1071 code for a protein of 356 amino acids. The transcript has 2 exons. The record is from RefSeq and is a predicted model, not a curated record. Lineage: Eukaryota; Fungi; Ascomycota; Dothideomycetes; Dothideales; Saccotheciaceae.